Apaloderma vittatum (bar-tailed trogon) is the source of this 1384-nucleotide messenger RNA. RefSeq names its product guanine nucleotide exchange factor VAV3. NCBI's taxonomy places the organism in Eukaryota, Metazoa, Chordata, Aves, Trogoniformes, Trogonidae. The record is from RefSeq and is a predicted model, not a curated record. The transcript has 15 exons. Gene Ontology annotation, biological process: intracellular signal transduction; cell migration; regulation of GTPase activity. Gene Ontology annotation, molecular function: guanyl-nucleotide exchange factor activity. Gene Ontology annotation, cellular component: plasma membrane; cytoplasm. The annotation marks the transcript as partial.
GUGAUAGAAACACUUUCAAAGCUUUCUCGCACUCCUAUUGCGCUAGGCACGGGAAUAAGGCCCUUCCCUACAGAAGAAAGCGUUGAUGAUGAAGAUGUCUACAAAGGUCUUCCUGAUUUAAUAGAUGAAACUGCUGUCGAUGAAGAUGAGGAGUUGUAUGAUUGCGUCUAUGGAGAAGAUGAAGGUGGGGAGGUUUAUGAAGACCUAAUGAAAGAUGAAGCAGCACAGCAACCUAAAUGUACUGAAAAUGACAUAAGAAGCUGUUGUCUUGCUGAAAUAAAGCAAACUGAAGAGAAAUACACUGAAACUCUGGAAUCAAUAGAGAAAUUUUUCAUGGUGCCAUUGAAAAGGUUUCUGUCAGCAACAGAGUUUGAUACUGUUUUCAUCAACAUUCCUGAUUUGGUGAAAAUUCACAGAAAUCUAACACAGGACAUAAACGAUUCCAUUAUUAACAAAAAUGAUCAGAACCUGUAUCAAAUUUUUAUAAGCUACAAGGAAAGAUUGGUUAUUUAUGGACAGUACUGCAGUCAAGUGGAGAUAGCGAUAUCAUGCUUAGACAACAUCUCUAAGACGAAAGAAGAUGUUAAACUGAAGUUAGAGGAAUGUUCCAAGAGGGCCAAUAAUGGGAAAUUUACAUUGCGGGAUCUUCUAGUCGUUCCAAUGCAGAGAGUGCUAAAAUAUCACUUGCUGCUCCAGGAGCUGGUGAAGCACACUGCUGAUCCCAUGGAGAAGGCAAAUCUAAAACUGGCACUUGAUGCGAUGAAGGACUUGGCUCAAUAUGUAAAUGAAGUGAAGAGAGAUAAUGAAACGCUCCGUGAAAUUAGACAGUUUCAGCUAUCGAUAGAGAAUUUGAAUCAUUCCCUCUUACAGUAUGGAAGACCGCAAGGUGAUGGGGAAAUCCGGAUAACUACAUUAGACAAACGUGCCAGGCAAGACAGGCAUAUCUUCCUGUUUGAUCUAGCUGUAAUUGUUUGCAAACGGAGGGGUGAUAAUUAUGAAAUGAAGGAAAUAAUCGAUCUUCAGAAAUAUAAAAUUACAAACAACCCCACUACUGAUAAAGAAAAUAAGAAGUGGUCUUACGGCUUCUACCUCAUUCAUAUCCAAGGUCAGAAUGGUUUAGAAGUUUAUUGCAAAACUAAAGACUUGAAGAAAAAAUGGCUUGAACAAUUUCAGAUGGCUCUGUCAAACAUACGGCCAGACUACGCGGAUACAAGCUUUCAUGAGUUUAAAAUGCAUACCUUCAGUCGUGUGACAUCUUGCAAAGUCUGUCAGAUGCUUCUGAGGGGAACAUUUUAUCAAGGCUAUCUCUGUUCUAAAUGUGGAGCUGGAGCACACAAAGAGUGUUUAGGAAGAUUAGACAAUUGUGGCAGAGCUAAUUCAGGUG